Messenger RNA from Theileria annulata, 1044 nucleotides. RefSeq names its product GTP-binding protein, putative. Bases 1 to 1044 code for a protein of 347 amino acids. Gene Ontology annotation, cellular component: mitochondrion. The transcript is spliced from 9 exons. The record is from RefSeq and is a predicted model, not a curated record. Gene Ontology annotation, molecular function: GTP binding; magnesium ion binding; GTPase activity. Lineage: Eukaryota; Apicomplexa; Aconoidasida; Piroplasmida; Theileriidae.
AUGGGCAAAUUAAUAAAAAAUGUAGCAGAAAAUGUUUAUAACGUUAUUCCUAAGCCUUCUAAACCUUUUGUAGAUAUUAAACGCAUCAAAUGUAUUGGUGGGAAGGGAGGUGAUGGAGCUUUAGCCUUUUCUAAACAUGGCCCUCACCAUCUACUGGGUCCAGGUCUUCCUGUAGGUGGAAGAGGAGGAAACGGAGGCAAUGUUUAUGCAGAACCUAUUAAGAAAUUGAAUGAAAGAUCUGAUUUCAGUAGUAUUCCAUCAGUUGUUGUUGGUAAAAACGGCUCACCAGGCAAAGGUAAUAGAAUUAGAGGUAAUAAUGGAGAGGAUGUAUUAUUAAGAAUGCCAAUUGGGACCCAGAUAUAUAAAUUCGAGCCUUUGGGGGAUUUGGAGAAUUGGAGGAAUUUGUGUGAUAAUUGGAGUAAAAAUUUAAUCGCAGAUUUUGACUCAAUUGAGUGUGAAAGGGUAUUAUUGGCUUCUGGAGGAUUAGGAGGUUUGGGGAACAAUUUUAGUACACCCUACGAAUCGGAAUUUGGAACUGAACCUGAGGAAAAUUACUAUGAAUUACAACUAAAAUUAAUCGCAGAUGUUGGUUUAUUAGGGUUACCAAAUGUUGGAAAAUCAACACUUUUUUCAACAAUAACUCGGUGCGUGAGUAAAGUUGGUAAUUAUCCAUUCACAACAUUGUCGCCAUAUGUUGGAUAUGUAAAAUUUAAUGAUGGAGUUGACUUAAGUAUUGUGGACUUGCCUGGAAUCAUCGACUGUGGCAAAGAAAACUUGUUCCUAAGUCAUCUUGAGCGUGUCAGGCUAAUUCUGUACUUAAUUGAUCCCUGCAAUCCCACACACAACUGUAUAGAAAACUUUAACACUCUCAGAUGUUUUAGAGAAAAACUUAUUGGUUAUAACUUGUCUGAAAAGCCCUUUAUAAUAGUAACAUCAAAGAUGGAUAUCGCAUGCAAAUUAUCUUGUAAAAGGACGGACGAGCUUCAGCAAUACGUAUUGACUUAUGUAUUAACCUUUUAUUUAGCUGUUCUCUAUCGGAAUUAA